UCGCCACGCCCCCAUCUCUCACCGGAACCAUGGUUGCCGAGAUGCAUACAUGUGGCAACAUGGCAGCCGCGUCGCAUGUAAACAUGAAGGAAAUCAAGGAUAACUUAGAAAACUGGGAACACCCUUCUGAACCUCUGGCACCAAUCACCGAGAAACAAGCCGAAGGCAUAUCUCAGCUUAUGGCCCAUGUUGCAGAGCGCCCUAUGCCCGAUGGUAUGCCACCGAAGUUGUCGACGACACCAGACCACCACAAACGCAAAGCGAUGCCACUGGUUCCCGAACUCUCCGAACUUCCGGAAUGCUUGCAAAAAGUUUUGAAAGGAGACGUAGUGAUCACAAAUGCACAACAGUUCCUGACGUGGUUCUCGGAGGUGGAAGAGAAGAUGAUGGAGGAGAGUGACUGGGAAUACACCAACUACAUUGAUGUGGUGUCAUCCUACCGGGAAAAGUGUUGCGGACUGCUAAGUGAAAUCGACGCGUCGAUGGCGCAACUCAGGUUGCUCCAAGAGGAAUAUGAGUUUGUGUCUAACAAAACGAAUGCACUUCACGAGGCCUGCGAGCACCUGCUGGAUGAACAGUCAAAGCUGAUGAAUGCUGUAGAAACCAUUGCCGAAAAGCUGCGGUACUUUACAGAAUUGGACACGUUAUCUCAAAAAAUGGCUUCCCCCGACAUUUCUGUCCUGAGCGAAACUUUCAUACCUAUGUUGACAAGACUGGAUGAGUGCAUCAGCUAUCUAGAAUCAAAUCCACAAUACAAAGAGGCGGGUGCCUACUUGGUCAAGUUCAAACACAUGCAGUGGCAAGCGCUGGAGAUGAUUCGGUCGUACGUGACGAGUACCCUGGAGCACACGACGCACCAAGUGUUGUCCCGCAAGGACCCCCUGUGCUCCACCGACAAUUCUUUCGCACUCCUGUACGGCAAGUUUAGGACCCACGCACCUAGGAUUCACUCUCUGGUGGGCCAGAUUGAAGAACGUGUGGAGCGAAAUGCUGAGUACCGAGAGCUGAUGGAUGCUUGCCAUACGUGCUAUUUUGAGCAACGAGAGACGCUACUCGGGCCUAGCGUGUCGACAGCCAUGAAAGAACUCGCAGCCACUCACCAGCGGGACCAUUGUGCUCUGGUCAGGAGCGGGUGCGCCUUCCUGGUGCACCUCUGCGAAGACGAGCACCAGUUGUACAUGCAAUUUUUCACCAAGGCCACGUCACUGUUGGAUGACUUUCUGAGUCACCUCUGUGGGCGACUGUACGAUGUUUUCCGUCCCAUCAUCAUCCACAUAAAUCACUUGGAAACACUGGCAGAACUCUGCAGUAUAUUGAAGGUUGAAAUGAUGGAGCAACAUGUCGCUGCAAAUCCAAAUGAGCUGCGAGCAUUUUGCAAGGUUGCCCAGCAAAUGCUCGAAGAUGUGCAGGAGCGGCUGGUCUACCGGACUUUGGUCUACAUUCGCACGGAUAUCCUGGGCUACAAUCCUGCACCUGGUGAUUUGGCAUAUCCGGAAAAGCUCGAGAUGAUGGAGAGCAUCGCCGAGAGUCUUGCACAGAACUCCCUGAGCCGGUCGAGCUCAAGGGGCUCCCUGGUGUCCAUCGGUUCUUCGGCCUCUGGAAGCCUGCCUCAUCCGCAAGGCAGCGCUCACUCUACCGAAAAGCCAUACGAGGCGGCGGUGCUCCAAGUGUCGUCGUCUCAGCAUGUCACCGAAACGAGUGGUGGCAGCACCACUAUGCACACGACCGUUUCCGCACAGAACUCGGAUGCUGCGCCAUCUACGAGGCACAAAGGAUAUUCUCCUGCCGACUUGCACGGAAUGUGGUACCCCACCGUUCGAAGGGCGCUGGUGUGCCUCUCGAAACUCUACCGCUGUGUUGAUAAAACCAUCUUCCAAGGACUCAGCCAGGAAGUGCUUGCAGCAUGCAUCGAAUCCCUAUCCACUGCGGGGACAGAAAUCUCAAAGAACAAGGCCAACAUAGAUGGAGAACUGUUCCAAAUCAAGCACUUGCUCAUCCUUAGAGAACAAAUUGCACCUUUCCAAAUAGACUUCGCCAUCAAGGAAACGUCCCUGGACUUUACGAGGAUUAAAGAUGCGGCACUUAGCCUGUACAGCAAAAAGUCUAGGCUCUUUUCAUUGGGAACAAACAAUGCCUUGCUGGAGUUUGUUCUUGAG
Rhipicephalus sanguineus (brown dog tick) is the source of this 2156-nucleotide messenger RNA. RefSeq names its product conserved oligomeric Golgi complex subunit 3-like (gene Cog3). Gene Ontology annotation, biological process: intracellular protein transport; Golgi organization; intra-Golgi vesicle-mediated transport. NCBI's taxonomy places the organism in Eukaryota, Metazoa, Arthropoda, Arachnida, Ixodida, Ixodidae. The record is from RefSeq and is a predicted model, not a curated record. Gene Ontology annotation, cellular component: COG complex; membrane; cis-Golgi network.